AUGGCACUCCCGGGCCCGCGCCCCGCUGCCAUCCCGGAGGGCGAGGAGGUCCCCCCGGCGGCCUGUAAUGGGGAACACCGGGCGCCCUGCGGCCAGGAUGAGAGGGCCGUGUCCAGGCUGCAGCGCAGGCACAGCGACGUCAGGGUCUACAAGGAGUUUUGUGACUUCUACAUCAAAUUCAGCAUGGCCAACGCCCUGGCCAACGCCAGCUGUGAGCGCUGCCGGGGAGGCUUCGCGCCCGCCGAGAAGAUCGUCAACAGCAACGGCGAGCUGUACCACGAGCAGUGCUUUGUGUGCGCCCAGUGCUUCCAGCAGUUCCCCGAGGGCCUCUUCUAUGAGUUUGAAGGGAGGAAGUAUUGUGAACAUGACUUUCAGAUGCUCUUCGCUCCCUGCUGUCACCAGUGUGGGGAAUUCAUCAUCGGCCGAGUGAUCAAAGCCAUGAACAACAGCUGGCACCCCGAGUGUUUCCGCUGUGACCUCUGCCAGGGGGUCCUGGCAGACAUCGGGUUUGUCAAGAGCGCCGGGAGACAUCUGUGUCGCCCCUGCCAUAACCGAGAGAAAGCCCGAGGCCUUGGGAAAUACAUCUGCCAGAAGUGUCAUGCCAUCAUUGACGAGCAGCCUCUGAUAUUCAAGAACGACCCCUACCAUCCAGACCACUUCAACUGUGCCAACUGCGGGAAGGAGCUGACCGCCGACGCCCGGGAGCUGAAGGGGGAGCUGUACUGCUUGCCGUGCCACGACAAGAUGGGGGUCCCCAUCUGUGGCGCCUGCCGCCGGCCCAUCGAAGGGCGCGUGGUGAACGCCAUGGGCAAGCAGUGGCACGUGGAGCAUUUUGUUUGUGCCAAGUGUGAGAAACCGUUUCUCGGACAUCGCCAUUACGAGAGGAAGGGCCUGGCGUACUGUGAAACCCACUACAACCAGCUGUUUGGUGAUGUUUGUUUCCACUGCAACCGUGUUAUAGAAGGUGAUGUGGUCUCCGCCCUCAACAAGGCCUGGUGCGUGCACUGCUUUUCCUGCUCCACCUGCAGCGCCAAGUUAACGCUCAAGAAUAAGUUUGUGGAGUUUGACAUGAAGCCAGUCUGUAAGAAGUGCUAUGAGAAAUUUCCGUUGGAGCUGAAAAAAAGACUUAAGAAGCUAGCGGAGACCUUAGGAAGGAAAUAACUUCAUCUUAUUUUUUCUCUUCUCUGCAAAGAUAAGAGAUUACAACAUUGCUUGACCUCAUACACCCUUACCCAAAGCUGCAUCGCGAAAUAGUUGAGAGUGAAGAGAACCUAUGGAGCGGUUUUCUUCAUCUCCUUUUUCUCAUUAAAAAAAGUUUGUGUAAUCAUAUUUAAAACAUGGAUGAGGUCAACAUUUGCCUCUGUUAGUAACCCUUAUCAAUUUGAAAUGGCAACUGUACUUAAUAGCAAAAGAAACAUGGUUAAAUUUUAAUUGAGGUCCAAAAAGUUAAAUAUUACUUUUAAAAAUGAAAGUAAGCAGUCAGCUUUUACAUGACUCAGAUAAAAAAUAUCAACACUAUUUUACUUUGUAUUCAAAAGCAAAUUAAUUGCAGCUGCAGUUUAGGAGGAUAUAAGAAAGAAAAACAACCAACCGAGAAACACAGACCUUACAGAAUCUUAGCGCAUUUAUCAAAUGAGUGGCUGUGAAAUGAAUAUACACAUUACUAAGAUAAGAAGCAAGUAUAUUCAGAACUACGCGAUUUGGGGUUUUGUUGUUAGGGUUAUAAGCGCCUUCAUUGCUGUGCUUAGUUUUACAUUUUGUUCUCCUUGUGAAUUUCUUCACACAGUCACUUAACAUAGUAGUUAUACGUACAGCUGACAGCAUCCUUUUCAGAUUUUGUGCAAAACAAUUUAUACUAUAGGGUAUCUGAAAAUACAGUAUAUACUUUACAAUAUUGGGGAGAUGAAGCAUUUUCAAUGUAUUACAGCAAUUGUGCUUCUAAGGUUAAGGUCAAAGAUGUAGUCUUAGAAGAGGACAUGAAAUUAAAUGUUAUGUAGUUUGGAAUGUAUCACUUUAAAAAAAAGUGAAUGUAUAUGUGUUUCUCUUAUUGCCUUUAUAACCAGCUAAUAUCUAUGCUUUAUACAUAAACGAACUUGCCUUGCCUUAGAAAAAUACAUACUUUAAUCAGGAAUUCUAGCUGUUUCACACCUUACAAACUAAACACAAGUGCACUGACUGAGAUUUGUAAACUCAAAUUCAUUUACCACAGCUAUGAUUACAUGUUAAACUUUUUUUCACUUUUUGGGGAAA
Lipotes vexillifer (Yangtze River dolphin) is the source of this 2250-nucleotide messenger RNA. RefSeq names its product LIM zinc finger domain containing 1 (gene LIMS1). The record is from RefSeq and is a predicted model, not a curated record. The transcript has 10 exons. Gene Ontology annotation, biological process: positive regulation of integrin-mediated signaling pathway; cell-cell adhesion; positive regulation of substrate adhesion-dependent cell spreading. NCBI's taxonomy places the organism in Eukaryota, Metazoa, Chordata, Mammalia, Artiodactyla, Lipotidae. Gene Ontology annotation, cellular component: cell-cell junction; cytoplasm; focal adhesion. The coding region runs from base 1 to 1161 and encodes 386 amino acids.